This is a messenger RNA of Onthophagus taurus, 554 nucleotides long. Its product is annotated as zinc finger CCHC domain-containing protein 10. Gene Ontology annotation, molecular function: zinc ion binding; nucleic acid binding. NCBI's taxonomy places the organism in Eukaryota, Metazoa, Arthropoda, Insecta, Coleoptera, Scarabaeidae. The record is from RefSeq and is a predicted model, not a curated record.
GCCACUCAACUUUCGUUCAUCAUUAAUAGAUGUCUCCACCAUAUUAUUGCUUGACGCUUACCAAAUAACCUAAUAAAAAUUUAAUCAUAAGAAAAAAAUGUUGUAAUCAGUAAUCAUGACGAACGGAUAUUUCGGUAAAAAAAAACAAGCAAACUACCCACCUCAAGGUGUUCGUUGCCAAAAAUGUCUUGAAUACGGUCACUGGUCCUACGAAUGUAAAGGUAAACGUAAAUACUUACACAGAUCCUCGCGUACGGAGACUUUAAAGAAGAAAAUGAAACUAAUUGAAGCAAAAAGUAACCAGGAAAAUGUAGAAAGUAAUAAUAGUAAACCAGAUUCUUCUUCGGGUACUUCAGAUAAUGACUCAGAUACCACUAGUAGUUGUAGCAGUAGCAGUAGUGAUACCGACGAUUCUGAAUCUAGUUCUGAUAGUGAAGAAUACAACUCUAGUUCUACAUCUAGUUCGGAUUCUGAAUAACAAAGAGUUCAAUAUUUUUAUAAAUACAUUAUUUAUGAUUUAAUAAUAUUAAGUAAGAAAAAUAGAACACGAUUUU